UUUCUCCCAGCUUCUCAUUCUCAAACGAAUUCUCAGAUCCACUUGAUCUAAUUGUCUAUUAAAACGAGCAUUUUGGUAAUACUUUUACAAUCUAAGGGUAGAAAAGGGUUUCAAUUGAAGGGAACGCAUACUGAGUAAAAAGGCUUUUAAAUCUAUGCUAAUAAGGUUCAUUUUUAGCCUCGUCCUCUAUAGUUCUACAUUAAUUCCAAUUUGGUGAAAUGGAAGAUGAUGUUGUGUAGGUUCUCACUUGCAUCUCCUACAACUAGACUUCUCUUCAAAGGAAGGCAUAGGAGGAACACACAACGUUGCAUACUUAAACAAACAGCCAUUCACGUGAUCUUCUUGGCACGUUGGUUUCUCUAUCCUUUUGCUCUGCUUAAAGUCAUUUGUUCUAGACCUAUAGACUAUCACUGAAGUUCUACAUCUUAUAUGUAUUUGUAUUAACGAAAAAAAAGAAAAAAAAUAAAAGCCUGUGAGAAUCUGGAAGAAGAAAGGAAAAAUGGAUAUUGUUACAGCAGUUAUAGGAAAAAUUGGAGAGAUUUCGGUGGUUCUAAUUGCAAAACAUAUUGGUUAUCUCAUUUACUACGAACGGAACACGGAAGCUCUCGAAGAUCAUUUACAGAAACUAGAUGACAGGAGAGUUGGAGUAGAACAAUCCAUCACUGCGGCCGAAUUGAAGCAAGAAGUAACCUCUCCAGAGGUGAAAAGCUGGCUUACAAAGGUGGAACAGAUCACUAAAGAUUUGGAAAAUGACAAUACUAAAAGGAAAUGCUUGAAUGGGUGGUGUCCAAAUCUGAAGGCACGAUAUUCCUCAAGUAGGAAUGCUAAAAAGAAAAUGCAAAUCAUUGGUGAGCUUCUACAAGAAGGUAGUAACUAUGAUGUGGUUUACAAAGUUGCUCCUCCACCAUACACAGGAUCAUCAUCAUCCUCUGGAGAUUUCAAGCAUUUUGAAUCGAGAACAUCAAUUAUAAAUGAAGUUUUGAUUGCUCUGAGGGAUGACAAGACCAACAUCAUUGCAAUAUGUGGUAUGGGUGGGAUCGGAAAGACAAAAAUGGCCAAAGAGAUAGCAACAAGAGCGAAAACUGAUAAUUUAUUUGAUAAAGUAGUGAUUGCAGUGGUGUCUCAAAGUCCAGAUUUGAGAAGGAUUCAAUCCGAAGUUGCAGAAAAGCUAGGUCCGAGACUUAAUCAAGAGAGUCUAGAUGGAAGAGCAAAUGCACUAUAUUCAAGGCUAGUGACGUGCAGGGAUGUCCUUGUAAUAUUAGAUGAUAUGUGGGAAACACUUAAUCUAAAGGAUGUUGGAAUUCCUUAUGGAGACCAACAUAAGAGCUGCAAAAUCUUGAUUACAUCACGUAGUGAAGAAACCUGCAAUAUGAUGAAAGCUCAAAAGAUUUUUUCAAUCAAACCGUUAUCUGAAGGGGAAACAUGGAACCUAUUUGGAGAAAUGGCAGGUAAUUGUAUUGAGACUCCCAAUCUGCACCCAAUAGCAAAAAAUGUCGCAAAGGAAUGUGGAGGUUUACCAGUAGCGAUUGUCACCAUCGGUAGAGCCCUUGAAAACAAAAGCGAGGAGGAGUGGAUUGCAGCACUUGAGCAGCUUCAAAAGUCUAUACCCAAAAAUAUUCACAACGUGCAUAAAGAGGUCUAUUUAAGUAUUCGGUUGAGUUUCAAUUUUUUAGAAAGUGACGAAGCUAGGUCAUGCUUUUUACUAUGUUGUUUAUUCCCAGAAGAUCAUAAUAUUCCCAUCGAGGAUUUGGUCAGAUAUGGAGUUGCACGAGAGUUGUUUGAUCAAAUUAAUACUAUAGCCGAAGCAAGACUACGAGUCCAUGCAAUGGUUCGGAAUCUUAGAAGAUCAAACCUAUUGUUGGACAGCAAGGAUGAAGAACAUGUCAAAAUGCAUGAUGUUGUACGAGAUGUUGCCAUAUCAAUUGCAUCCAAUGAACAUGGUUUUAUGGUAAGAUGCGAUAAUAAAAUGGAAGAAUGGCCACAAAAUGAAGGACAUUAUAAACUUUAUGCUGCGAUUUCACUUUUUUCUGAAAAAUUGAACAGGCAUCCAGAUGGGUUGGAGUGUCCCAAACUGGAGCUUUUGCAAAUGUCAUUAUCAUUCGGUGGAUAUGGUCCAUAUGGACAACGUUCACAGACUUUCCCAGCCAACCUAUUUAGUGGGAUGAAGGAACUUAAGAUUUUGUCCUUCCACUGUAUGUUCUCCCUGUCACUACCAUCAUCGAUCCGAUUCCUUCAGAACCUUCGAAUGUUGAGAUUGGAGUAUUGUAAGUUAGAAGAUGUGUCGGCAAUUGAAACACUUUUGAAACUGCAAAUGCUUAGCUUUCGUGGUUCUCAGAUCAAGGAGUUGCCGAGGGAAAUAAAAAAUUUGAGCUCGUUAAAGUUAUUAGAUUUGUCGGAAUCUCAAAUUGAGCUAAUUCCACCAGGUGUUCUAUCGAGUUUAUCUCGACUGGAAGAGUUGUACAUGGGAGAAAGCAAGUUUAAGUAUUGGGAAUCUCCAGAACGAAAUGGAAAGGGAAUCAAUGCAAGCUCUGCUGAAUUAUUUUCUUCACAGCAUUUGAUGGCUUUGGACAUUCGUAUACCUAUCAGGCUCUUGCCGAAAGACUUAAACUUGGAAAACUCAUUGAUGAAAUUCAGAAUAUUUGAAAGCGAGGAAGACUUUGAAUCAAGGUAUUGGAUGUCAAGAAGGCAUUGGAUGUCAAGGUAUCUGUUUGAAAAUAUUCUAGCUCUCCAAUGUAAUGCAAGUGAUAUUGCUGAGAGUCAAACGAUUCGUUUAAUGUUGCAUAAAGUUGAAGUUUUGUACUUGGUACGUAUACAUGAUCUAGUGAAGAUAUGCCACAGCCAAGUAGCAGUGGGAUCCUUUGGCAGCUUAAGAUAUCUUAAUCUACAUAAAUGCUCCUCAUUGAAAAAUGCCUUUCCAAUGUCCAUAGCGAGAGGUUUGCUUCAACUCCAACAGUUGAUUAUAGGUUACUGUUCUGUUAUGGAAGAGAUUUUCUCUGAGGAAGAAAAAGAUAUGAAAGCAUUACUGAAAAUGAUACAGUUUCCACAGUUGUACCAUGUGGAGCUGGAUUAUCUACCAAGACUAAUCGCUUUUUGUAAAGGCAUCGAUCCAGUAUCUGAGGUUCUCGAAUCUAGCCAUGUUAUGGCGCAACAACCAUCCUUGAAUCAAGAGCAGGUUGAAGGGCAAGACAUCCCUCAUAAAUUUCUUUCUUCCAUAAGCAUUUUCUGGGCACCCAAUCUACAACAACUUCAUAUCAGUGAUUGCUGGUCACUAGAAGUCGUAUUUGAUCUUGAUGGACUAGAGGUUGAGGAGAACCGUCAGGGAUUCAUAGCACUUUCUCAAUUGAGAAAUUUAAAGUUACAAACUUUAAGUAAGUUGAGACAUGUUUGGAAGAAUAUCCCACGAGGAUUUCAAUGCUUUCAAAACCUAAGAUUUAUUUAUUUAGAGAAUUGUUCCAGUCUACUAUAUUUAUUCUCUCCUUCUAUUGCAAAACUACUUGUGGGACUUGAAAGUGUAUCAAUAAAUUGGUGCAAUGAGAUAGAAAACAUUCUUGAAGUUGGAGAAGAAGAUGCAGCAGAGAUCAUCAUGUUCCCCAAACUUAGCUCCUUCGAAGUACUGAAUCUGCGAAAGCUCAAGAGGUUUUGCCCCCCAUCUUAUUUCUUUGAAUGGCCAUCCAUGCAUAAAAUCAAUCUGUCCCGAUGUCCCAACUUGAUAACAUUUAGUUCAGAAAUUCAAAGCACAACAAAGCCAAAGAAAAUAAAUGUGGGAUUAGAUUUGAGACUCCAAGACACUGGUACGACCGCCUCUGUAAAGGAUGCCCCUGAUUAUCUAGAUAGAUGCCUUGCCUGUGUCCCGCGUCGCAAGAAACUCCAAGGAAGUUCUUCCUUGGGAGGUAUUGAAACCGAAUUUCAAGUUAACAAGGAGGAGCUACGGCCUCUUAUUCCAUCAAGUUUGAUUAAGAGUUUGCAAAAUCUAGAAGAACUUAAAGCAGAAUUUUGUUAUUCAUUGGAAGCGAUAUUUGAGCUUGGAGGAGGACUAAAUCUUGAGAAAAGCCCUGCCUUCAUUGCAUGCAAUAAUUUGAAAGAAUUGCAGUUACGGAUUUUACCAAAGCUGGAGCAUAUAUGGAAGGUGGAUGGUCCACAAGAAAUUACAGGCUUCCACGAGUUGAGGCUGCUAGAAGUAUGUGGAUGUCAUAGUUUGAAAUACUUGUUCUCACCAUCCAUUGCGAAACUUCUUGUGAAAUUGGAACAAAUAAGAGUUAAGGGUUGCUACGAAAUGGAAGAAAUUCUAGCAAAAGCAAGAGAAAAUGAGAAAAGAGAUGUGACAUUCCCCAAAGUGCAUACCCUUUCACUUGAAUUUUUACCGAAACUUGAGUGCUUCUGUGUUGAAGCCAAUGCUUUUGAGUGGCCAUCCCUAACAACAGUAAGAGUGGUUGGAUGUGAUAAAUUGAAGAUGUUUGUUCCAACAAAAGUGGAAACGAAUGAGUUAGAGGGAAUAGAUACUGGAGGCGGAGAGUUUCAAUGCAUGGUUGGAGACCUUAAUGCCACCAUCCAACACAUGAUGAUCAAAUGCGAGGAAUGGCAAGCGCAUGAAGUCUCUUCUUCAUCGUCGUCCUCUGCAUCAAAGUCUCUUCUUGCCAAUUCAGGAGUGCAGGGAGGUUCAUAGAUGGUGUUGAGUUGGGGACUUAGAAGAUGGAAGAGGAAGGUAUCGGCAGCAACUCAAGAACUGAAGUGUUCUAAAGGUCGAAAGUGUUGACCUUGAAGCAGAUAUCGAUGAAAGAAUAAAGUUGGGCUAUGAGAGGAAAGUGGGCUUGCACGUAGUGGGCCAUGGAGAAUCACGGCUGGAGUUGAAGGCCCAUAUUACUUUGGAUUAUUUUAGUACGGUUUAGCUUUUAUUGGAGUCUCAGUGGUAUUUAACUUGUAAUAGCCCGUGGACUUUAAGGGCAUCUUAAUAUUUUUCUUGGUAUUUUACUUGUUAAGUCUCGUUUUCUUAAGUCGUUUAUGUGAUGUUAUAGAUUUAUCUAUGAAUAUUGUAAUUAGGCUCUGCAACGAAUUUAAAGAAGAGUUUCUGAUCAA
Messenger RNA from Carya illinoinensis, 5073 nucleotides. Its product is annotated as probable disease resistance protein At4g27220. NCBI's taxonomy places the organism in Eukaryota, Viridiplantae, Streptophyta, Magnoliopsida, Fagales, Juglandaceae. The transcript has 6 exons. Gene Ontology annotation, molecular function: ADP binding; protein binding. The coding region runs from base 500 to 4663 and encodes 1387 amino acids. The record is from RefSeq and is a predicted model, not a curated record.